AUGAAAUUAGUGGGAAACUUUUGCAAAAGCUCGCAAAAUUGCUUUCCUAAAUUAUCAAGUAACCAGUAACCAAAUAGUUAAUACUUUUACAACACAACCUGCAAUUGUCAAUUCUCCAAUAAAUUAAUUCAAACAUUGUUUUAUAUUCCAUGUUUCCCGGUUUUUAUCAAUAUUUAUAAAAUAAAAGAAUUAUACGAAAUGAAUCUUCAAGACAGCAGCUUAAAUACAUCACAACAAUCUGCCUUUUCCGAAUCCGUUUUAGAGGAAUCCGCCACUCUCAAUCACAAUGUAAAUUUUAGUAAAUUAGAUUUUAGUCAAAUACUAACCGAGGAAUCCACAUUACAAAACAGUAAAACUAUUUCAGAAUCCUCACCUAAACUGAGUAUAACUUUGGAGCAGGAAGAAAGGGAUAUAUUGCGCAAAAAAUGUGUUAAUGGCAAUAGUUCACAGAUGGAUGUAACACAAACAACAAAUGGUUGUUUACAAUCAACAGCAGAUACCCUAAAGGAGGCAACUUUAACAAAGUCUCGCAGAAAUACUAGUAAUAAAGAAAUCACCAUGGAAUUAAGUGAUGAUGAGGAUAAUGCUGAAGAAAGUGUUAUACCGGUCGAAGAAGAUGAUGACGAUGAUGAUGUGGAAGAAAUAAGUACUAUGGAGUGCUCAGCGAUAGAACAAACACAAAAAGAUAUGUUUUCACAUUUACAACCCAAUAAAACUGCCGGAGAAAAUGAGAAAGUAUCGGAUGAAACACAUAAUGAACCAGAAAUGACUGAGACCAUUAUAGAGCAGGACACAUCACAAUUUUUGCCCGAUGAAAGUAAAUUAUUUCGUUAUCCUUUGAUAGAAGUUGGACGUAGACUAUGGCCUUCAACGGCGGAGAAGCAAAAUUUUACGAAAGGAUGUUUAUGGUCACCGGAUGGUACUUGUUUAUUGGUGCCAGUGCAUUUGGAUGGAAUGCACAUUGUAGAAUUGCCCACAGAUUUAUACACCGUGCAAGAAUUGGAUGCCGAAAGAAGUCUGAGUGAUUUGGCUUCGGCGGUGCAUGUAAAAGAGGGUGGUACUGUUUAUGAUUGUUGUUGGUAUCCUUUUAUGAAUAGUUCAGAUCCAGCUACAUGUUGUUGGCUUGCUACUAGACAACAUGAACCCAUACACAUGUGGGAUGCCUUUUCAGGGGAGUUAAGAUGUUCUUAUCGUGGCUACGAUGAGGUAGAUGAAGUCGAAUCAGCCAUUUCCAUAAUAUUUAGCAAUUGUGGCGAAAAAGUUAUAGGUGGAUAUAAGAAAACCAUUAAAAUAUUUGAUACUAAUAUACCAGGUCGUGCUUGCUCGACGAUACCAGUAAAAAAAGCCGUUUCCUGUUUUGCCUUAACUACUGACAAUGAUAAUUGUGUUACCGCGGGUACAUGGACAGGUUAUAUAAAUCAUUAUGAUUUAAGGGCUCCCAAAUUGGGCCCCUUAUUUACCUUGGGUGGCCAUAGUGGUGGCAUAACCUGGUUAAAAUAUUCUCCCACAUUAGAUCAAAAUUGGUAUUUAUUUAGUGGUGCCCGUAAGGACAGGAAAAUCUUGCAAUGGGAUAUGCGUAACUAUACUGAACCAUUGCAAGUAUUUGAAAGAAAUGUGGAGACUAACCAAAGAAUUUAUUAUGAUUUAACACCUAUGAAGACAUGGUUAGCCAGUGGUGAUACCCAGGGUUUAUUAAGGAUAUGGAAUUUGGGCGAUAAGGCGCAACAAUAUGAGUUACCUUUACAUCAGGAUUGCUGCAAUGCUGUAAGUUUUCAUCCUUCUUUACCUAUACUUACCACUACCUCAGGUCAAUAUCAUUUUGUGGAUGUUACAAAUUCAGAGAGUGGCGAUUCCUCGACGGAAAAUAUUGUAGAUUAUGAAAAUUCCUUGUUGUUUUUGUGGUAUGGUCCUUCGAAAGGAAGUCAACAUUAAAUUAUUAAAUAAAGAAAAUAUUUCGCAGUGAAAUACUGCCAAGUUCAAAAUUUA
This is a messenger RNA of Lucilia sericata (common green bottle fly), 1986 nucleotides long. RefSeq names its product telomerase Cajal body protein 1 homolog (gene WDR79). Gene Ontology annotation, molecular function: RNA binding; protein binding. NCBI's taxonomy places the organism in Eukaryota, Metazoa, Arthropoda, Insecta, Diptera, Calliphoridae. The record is from RefSeq and is a predicted model, not a curated record. Gene Ontology annotation, biological process: Cajal body organization. Bases 199 to 1932 code for a protein of 577 amino acids. Gene Ontology annotation, cellular component: Cajal body. The transcript has 6 exons.